CUUCCGGUUGGGGGAAAGCAGCAUGGAGGCGCAGGAGUUGUUUCGGCGCUUGGGGGCCGGUGCUCGCUUCGAUGUGCGGCGGUUCGGGGAGGACGCCAAGCGAUUUGGGGUGAUAAAGGGCAGUGGCAGCAGCAUCUCGCUGGAGAGCCUCGACUUCUUUGGGCACAAGGAGGGAGCCCCCCUGGGAUCCGCUGAGGAGAGUGGGGAGCUCGUACAGGUAAAAGGUAAAGAGCAAGAGGACGGUGGAGCAGGGAGAAACGCUGGAGAGGCAGCAGGAAAGAGAAAAAGAACGGCAGAAAGCAGCAAAGGGAAAAGAAAAAUGAAAAAGACGCGAGCGUUAAUACCAGAGUUGUCAGAAAGUAAUGGAAUAAAGUGGAUGUCUUCUAUGGAAGCAAAAUUCGAGGAUGCAAAAGACAAAAAACCUACUGCGGAAAAACUUGAGCGCUUGAGAAGAGAAAAGAUAAACCGUUUUAGAAAUCGACACAAGAUUAGCGUUCAAGGAACCGACCUUCCUGACCCCAUUGCCACGUUUGAUCAGCUUCAAAAGGAAUACAAAAUCCACCCUAAAAUCAUGGAGAACGUUCAAGCUGCUGGCUUCCAGGUCCCAACGCCCAUCCAGAUGCAGGCUAUUCCCGUCAUGCUUCAUGGUCGGGAACUCCUAGCUUCAGCUCCUACUGGCUCUGGAAAAACACUGGCCUUUUGUAUUCCUCUCUUAGCACAUUUGAAGCAACCUCGUAACAAAGGAUUCAGAGCUCUAAUCAUAUCACCUACCCGAGAACUUGCUAGCCAGACCUAUCGGGAGCUGGUGAAGUUGUCUGAGGGGACAGGCUUCAGAAUACAUAUGAUCCACAAGGCAACUGAAGCAGCUAAGAAGUUUGGGACCAAGUCUUCUAAGAAAUUUGAUAUACUAGUUACUACUCCAAACAGACUCAUUUAUUUGCUGAAACAAGAUCCUCCAGCAAUAGACUUGACCAGUGUAGAGUGGCUGGUGGUGGAUGAGUCGGACAAACUGUUUGAAGAUGGGAAGUCGGGGUUCCGAGACCAGCUGGCCUCUAUCUUCCUGGCAUGCACGUCCCACUUGGUGAGAAGAGCCAUGUUCAGCGCAACCUUUGCACGCGAUGUGGAGGAGUGGUGUAAGCUCAACCUCGACAGCGUUGUUCUGGUGUCUGUUGGAGCAAGGAACUCUGCAGCGGAGACAGUAGAACAAGAACUAUUGUUUGUUGGAUCUGAGACAGGAAAACUAACGGCAAUGAGAGAGCUUGUUAAAAAGGGCUUUGCUCCUCCGGUCCUUGUUUUUGUGCAGUCUAUUGAGAGGGCUAAAGAGCUUUUCCAUGAACUUAUUUAUGAAGGCAUCAACGUGGAUGUCAUCCAUGCAGGCAAAACUCAGCAGCAGAGAGAUAAAGUAGUGCACAGUUUCAGAUCUGGGAAGAUCUGGGUGCUCAUCUGCUCAGCCUUAUUAGCGCGAGGGAUUGACUUCAAAGGAGUGAACAUGGUCAUUAAUUAUGAUUUGCCAACGAGUGCAGUGGAGUACAUCCACAGGAUAGGUCGUACUGGAAGAGCAGGGCACAGAGGAAAAGCAGUCACUUUCUUUACAGAAGAUGAUAAACCUUUAUUACGGAGCAUAGCCAAUGUUAUUCAGCGAGCUGGCUGUCCUGUGCCAGACUACAUAAAACACUUGCCCAAGCUGCAAAGCAAAGAAAAGAAGAGAUUAGUUAAGAAACCAUUGACAAGAGAAUCCAUUUGUACCACUCCUCAGUGCUUCUUAAAAAAAGGCAAAAGAAAAAUGAAAACUACAAAGGAGAAUAUUAAGGAGAAAAAGAAGGUUAAAGAAGAUAAAACCAGCAGUAAAUUACAGACUGUUUCAAAAAGCUGAACAGCAGCAGCCUACUCCUGAGCUGGUGCUAACACCUCUGUCCAUGCUGGAGAGCAGGAGAAUGAAGAUAACAACAAAGGAGAAGGUGGAGGAAUGUUUCUGAUGUUUCCUUCUGGGUGAGGAUUGGUGCUUACAUGCAAGAAAGUGUCUACUGAAGUACUCACGGAGAGUUCCUGAAUGCUUCUUAUAGAAGCUGAAGAGUGUGCUCUUGCAGCAAAUGCUGUGUGUUUCUGAACAAUGGUUUGAAAAUAGCAUCUGUUUGUGUUGCUAUCCAACAGUUCUGCACUACUUGGAAAUACCAUUGGUUCUGUGUUCAGAUCAUCUCAAAUAGGUUUGUCAGACUUCCAGAAGAUUCAGUGGCAGAAAACAAACAAAGCUUACUCUUAGGCUUGAUAAAUCCAUGUAUCAAAGACUUGUCUGGACACUUGAAAAACAGGCUAAUCCCACUGUUAUUGUAUGUGAAAGUAAAGCCUUGCUCCUCCUACCUUUUUAUUCUAUAAAAU
Cuculus canorus (common cuckoo) is the source of this 2376-nucleotide messenger RNA. It is a transcript of the gene DDX52, whose product is annotated as DExD-box helicase 52. Gene Ontology annotation, biological process: maturation of SSU-rRNA. Gene Ontology annotation, molecular function: nucleic acid binding; ATP binding; RNA helicase activity. Bases 23 to 1873 code for a protein of 616 amino acids. NCBI's taxonomy places the organism in Eukaryota, Metazoa, Chordata, Aves, Cuculiformes, Cuculidae. Gene Ontology annotation, cellular component: 90S preribosome. The transcript is spliced from 15 exons. The record is from RefSeq and is a predicted model, not a curated record.